AAAGAAAUGAAUUCUUUUAAUGAAACACCGACCGAGGCUCACCUGGAGAAUUAUAACUACAUUUUCGCCGACGAGACUUACAAACUCCUGACUUUCACCAUCGGAUCUAUCGGAGUGCUGGGAUUUUGUAAUAACAUCAUUGUUAUUAUUCUGUACUCCAGAUAUAAGAGGCUCCGGACGCCGACUAAUUUGCUGAUCGUCAAUAUAAGUGUCAGCGACCUGCUGGUGUCCCUGACUGGGGUUAAUUUCACAUUCGUCUCGUGUGUGAAGAGGAGAUGGGUCUUUAAUUCUGCCACAUGUGUUUGGGAUGGAUUCAGCAACAGUUUAUUCGGUAUCGUGUCCAUCAUGACUCUCUCGGGUCUGGCAUAUGAGCGCUACAUCCGUGUGGUUCAUGCCAAGGUGGUUGACUUCCCCUGGGCCUGGAGGGCAAUCACACACAUCUGGCUGUACUCGCUGGCCUGGACUGGAGCUCCUCUGUUGGGAUGGAACCGCUACACGCUGGAGGUGCAUCAGUUGGGUUGCUCUCUGGACUGGGCAUCCAAAGACCCCAAUGACGCUUCAUUCAUUCUCUUCUUCCUCCUUGGAUGCUUCUUUGUCCCAGUGGGUGUCAUGGUCUACUGUUAUGGAAACAUCUUGUAUACAGUUAAAAUGCUGCGCUCUAUCCAGGAUCUGCAGACGGUUCAGACCAUUAAGAUCCUGCGGUAUGAGAAGAAAGUGGCGGUGAUGUUCCUGAUGAUGAUUUCCUGUUUUCUUGUGUGCUGGACGCCCUAUGCUGUGGUCUCCAUGCUGGAGGCCUUUGGGAAGAAGAGUGUGGUUUCCCCUACCGUCGCCAUUAUUCCAUCUCUAUUUGCCAAAUCCAGCACAGCCUACAACCCCGUCAUCUACGCCUUCAUGAGCAGAAAGUUUCGCAGAUGCAUGUUACAGAUGCUGUGUUCUCGUCUGACCAGUCUGCAGCACACCAUUAAAGACCGACCCCUGUCCCGCAUCGAGCAUCCCAUACGACCCAUUGUGAUGUCCCAGAGUCGCACCGACCGGCCCAAAAAGAGAGUAACCUUCAGCUCUUCCUCCAUCGUCUUCAUCAUUGCCAGCCAUGACACUCAUCCUCUGGACAUCACCUCCAAAUGCAACGAUGAACCAGACAUCAACGUAAUUCAAGUUCGACCGCUUUGACACUUGCCGUGGAGACA
Molecule: messenger RNA, 1187 nt
Organism: Danio rerio (zebrafish)
Lineage: Eukaryota; Metazoa; Chordata; Actinopteri; Cypriniformes; Danionidae
Gene: opn3
Product: opsin 3
Biological process (GO): visual perception; G protein-coupled receptor signaling pathway; response to blue light
Cellular component (GO): plasma membrane; cytoplasm; membrane
Molecular function (GO): G protein-coupled receptor activity
Source: RefSeq, marked provisional